AUGGUAUCCACUGUGGUAGGCGAUUACUCCGGUCGCGUGUAUGUUCGAGGCAAUGUACUUCAGCACAAUCACGCGGACCCUUCGCUUAGCAUCUUCAAAGCGAGAUUCGGCACUGAAUCUUUCGUCGUGAAACGCGUGUCUCGACCAUUCUUUGAUUUGUCCAUACGUCUUGCAGCCGAGUUCACGGACACUCAUGAACGGGUCCUGGUAUACCCAUACUUCGAUUCUACUCUACUUGCUUUGAUCAAGGACGAUCCCGAUUUGAUACACACACAACGGAAGAAGAUUUUACGCUACACUGCGGAAGCUAUACAAGAGCUUCACAGCAAAAAUUGGAUUCACAUCGAUAUCAAACCGGACAAUAUUUUGGUCAAUCUGGAUGGCGGGGACACCAAAGAAAUCACCAAUGCUGUCUUAGGCGACUUCGAUAUUGCUUACCGCUUGGAUGAUGGAAAGGGGCUGCGAACUCGCCACGCUAUUGGCAACGCCAUGUGGCGAAGUCCCGAGGGCCAAACGGCAGUAGGCGUGACCAAGGCUUCAGACACUUAUUCAUUUGGACUCGUAGACCUGCUUCGCUUUGGUAUCACGCCAGAGCAAGAGGUAUUGGGUCGCCAUUUCACCUACUUCGGACCUGUCCCAGACGCGCUCUAUAGGCGUGUCGAUGACGAAGCUGGCUGUGCGCUCCUGAGAGACAUGUCCAUGAUUGCGGACGAAACGGUCGAGAAUCAACCUGAACGCAGAUUUCUCUACUGGAGCAGAGAGCUUGGUCCAGUGGCCCAAGAUGCGAUCUCUCAGAUGACUACAUUGGAUCCUACGGCCAGACCGACAAUCGAACAGGUGUUGGUGCACCCAUGGUGGCAGGAGGAUUAA
Messenger RNA from Aureobasidium namibiae CBS 147.97, 870 nucleotides. Its product is annotated as kinase-like protein. The record is from RefSeq and is a predicted model, not a curated record. The coding region runs from base 1 to 870 and encodes 289 amino acids. The transcript is spliced from 5 exons. Gene Ontology annotation, molecular function: protein kinase activity; ATP binding. Gene Ontology annotation, biological process: protein phosphorylation. NCBI's taxonomy places the organism in Eukaryota, Fungi, Ascomycota, Dothideomycetes, Dothideales, Saccotheciaceae.